Messenger RNA from Amphimedon queenslandica, 1023 nucleotides. RefSeq lists its product as uncharacterized. The transcript is spliced from 5 exons. The record is from RefSeq and is a predicted model, not a curated record. Lineage: Eukaryota; Metazoa; Porifera; Demospongiae; Haplosclerida; Niphatidae. The coding region runs from base 56 to 898 and encodes 280 amino acids.
CUGGAAAUCCCCGCCUUUUUUGAUUAAUUUAAAAAAGAGAAGAAGUUGAAGAAGUAUGAACUUGCUACUAAACAUCAGGUCAUCUGCAACUGUGACACGAGAUGGCAUUCUUCACAAUAAUGAUUACGAUGGUAAAGAAGAUCAAGGCGGCUUUAAAGUAAACAGUGAAUAUGUGACAGUUACAGUGAGGAAAGACAUUGAGGCACUUAGCACCAAUCAAAGAAAAAGAAGUUCAUCAUUUGACAUUGACUUUGCUAACAUUAAACCUUGCUCACUGGAUGAACUACCUCCACCUGCUAAACUUAGAAAAAGGAUUCCGUCAAAGCCAAAAUUAGAAAAACCUGUUAAAAGGCUCAGCAAGAGUUCGGCAGUCAGUGAACAUAUUGUUAGCUUGAAAAGGAAACAGCUGUACAUUUCUAACAGCAAACCUGAAGUAUCUAAUGAGGCUUGCCCUUCUUCAAGUUACCCACUUACUAAUAGUAGUCAUCAUCAUCAGGUGGUACCAUCUUCUCCCUCGUCCAGUUUGACGGAACAAAUCGAAGAUCCUGCCCUCCAAUCAUUUGAUGAUAUCUUCUGUCCUAAUCACAGUAAACCAUUUGAACUGAAAUCAAUAAUUAUGAAACCAGGGAUUGAUUUUAAACCACGAAAGUCUUUAUCAUUUGAUUUCGAUCAAGAUAAAGUCAAAAUACCUUCUAUUUAUGAUAAACCUGAAGGAGGAGUGCCUGUGACACAAAGUAAUGAAACACUAUAUGAGGAGGGAAAUGGCCCAGCUGGUUCUGGGUCGUUGUUUUUAACACGUCAACCAAGAGUGAUAUCAGAUGAAAUACCAAUACCAUCUCAAUCGCCUUUUAAUCCGGUCACAUUUGGAAUCAAAAACUUCUAUCCAAGAGAAGAAUAAAGAACAGUCCAACAUUAACUUGCCGUUAUAAUAUCAUAUUAAUCAGUCAUAUGUAUUAUAUGUAUAUAUUAUUAUUAUUAUUAUUAUUAUGCUGCUUGAAAUAGUCAGUUAUCAUUUAGUUUAAG